AUGACAACAUUGAAAAUAUUAGAAAUUUCUUAUCGUAAAAUCAGUGAAGGAGAAAUGAAUGGAAAUUCAGUGAUCAAGAUAGUGGUGUACAUUUCUGAAAAACACUUGGAUGCCAAGGAGAAAUUCAUACCAAGGACGAGAAGUGGGGAGAGUGAACACAGUGAGCCAGAAAUCACCUGGGGUCAACCUAACACACACACUGCCUACUUUGGUGACGUCUCUCCCAGCAACGUGACGGCUGUAGUGGGCCACAAGGCCACACUUCCCUGUCGCGUUCUUCACCUCGGCAACAAAGAUGUGUCGUGGAUCAGACAGCGGGAUCUUCACAUUCUGACCCUAGGAAUCUUCACCUACACCACUGACAAUCGCUUUAAGGUAUACCACCCACCAGACACGGAGCAGUGGGACCUGGAGAUUAUCCCCGUCACCUUCAGGGAUGCUGGUGUGUACGAGUGUCAGGUCUCCACCAGCCCUAAAGUAUCCCUGCCCAUCGUUCUCGGUGUGGAAGUGCAGCAGGCAAGGAUUGAGGGCCCAGCUGAGGUAUACAUACAGAAGGGGUCGACCAUCCGACUCACUUGCAUCGUCAACACCCAUUCUGACAAUGUAGGCGCCGUCGCCUGGUUCCGUGAUACUCAUUCCCUCGACUACGACUCUCCUAGAGGCGGCGUCAGUGUGGAGAUAGAGAAGACACCCUCAAGGACCACCUCCAAGUUGUUCCUCACACAAGCAGGCAAGAUUGACGGUGGAAACUAUACGUGCGUCCCGCAGUACGCAGACGCUGCGUCCGUGUUGGUGCAUGUGGUGAAUGGUGAAGAAUCUGCAGCUGUCCAUACUGCAGGCUGCGUUACACUUCUAGCUGAUGUGUGGGCGCUGUGGUGGUGCCUGCUGGUGCUCUUACUAUGUCAUGAGUGGCGGUGA
Messenger RNA from Cherax quadricarinatus, 918 nucleotides. The record is from RefSeq and is a predicted model, not a curated record. NCBI's taxonomy places the organism in Eukaryota, Metazoa, Arthropoda, Malacostraca, Decapoda, Parastacidae.